AAUGUCUCUACCUACAUUCAGUUUACAACAUACUUUGCCUAAACUUCCUGUACCUUCUCUAGAGGAAACAUGCUCACUUUACUUGAAGUCAGUUAAACCACUUCAAUCAACUGAAGAACAUGAAAAGACAAGAACUAUCGUUGCUGAAUUUUUAGCUAGUGAUUUAUCCAAAUCUCUUCAACAACGUUUAAUAGAUAUCGAUCAUGUUUCUCCUACAAAUUGGUUAGAAGAUAACUUUUGGUUAAAGAAAGCUUACUUGGAAUGGAGAGAUCCAUUAAUGGUAAAUAGUAAUUGGUAUAUCUUGGGUCAAUCAGAUCCUAGGCAACCAAAAGAAUUAACGUCAACAAUUACAAAAGGUCAAUUCUCUAACUUUCAAAUUAAAAGAGCUGCUCACCUAAUUCAUCGUGGUUUACAAUACAAGGAAUUCAUUGAUAAACAGGAAUUACCGAUAGAAAUGAUAAUGAAAGAUAAAAAAUCACCCUUAUGUAUGUGGCAAUACAGUCGUAUAUUUUCUGUCACUCGUAUACCUGCAUAUCAUUGUGAUACACUUGUUCAAACGGAUUCAGCAAAGGUCUAUCAUAUUCUUGUUCUUUUACGUGAUCAGAUUUAUAAAUUAGACGUUUAUAAACAAAUUCAAAAUCAAUGGGUUCUCCUUACUGUAGAUGAAAUUGAAAAAGCUCUUUUAGAUUUGGUCAUACAUGUUCAACAUCACUUAAAAACUCCAUCCCCACCUAUUGGGUUGCUUACCUCUUGGCAGCGAGAUAAUUGGGCCAUUGCUCGUAAUCAUCUCUUAAUGAUAGACCCAUCGCUUCAUCGUACUCAUUUGACAAUCAUUGAGCAAGCUUUAUUUGCUGUUGCCCUCGAUGAUCAUUCAAAUGGAACUGAUGGAGCGUCUUGGACAAAGACGAUAUUAUGCGGACAUCAGGGACUUGGUCAUGGUCAUAAUAGAUGGUAUGAUAAAUCAUUCACAUUAGUGGUUGAAAAUAAUGGUAUGUGUGGCCUUUCAGGUGAACAUUCCCCUGUAGAUGCCCUUACCGUCAGUUAUAUCUUUGAUUACAUGUUAAAGGAACCUUUACCGCCCUCUCAACCUAUCGAUUCAAACUUUAUCAUCAACAAGACAUCUACUGCCUUGACUUUGGUUACAUCAUUUGAACAUCUAUCCUUCAUGUCCUCCCCCAUUUUAGACAGCUAUCUAGAGAGUGCUCAAAGAUCAGCGAACGAGAUAGCUGCCUUAUCGGAUUCAAAUGUCCUUAUCUUUAAGGAAUUUGGUACAGAUUGGAUCAAGAGAGUUGGGAAAUUAUCACCUGAUGCCUUUCUACAGAUGUCACUUCAAUUAGCUUAUUAUCGUAUACAUCAUAAGGUAACCCCUACCUAUGAGACAGCCGCUACACGGAAAUACUUGCGAGGUCGAACAGAGACGAUUCGUACCGUGAGCCUUGAAAGUAAAGCGUUUGUAGAAGGAUUUGAUCAACCUCAUUUAGAUUCCUAUCAAAAAUAUACUUUACUCAAGGAAGCGACGAUCUAUCAUCGUACAUUCACUCAAAUAGCGAGUGAUGGACAUGGCUGUGAUCGUCAUUUGUUUGUAUUACGCUUAUUAAAUGAAGAUCAUCAAGUACUUGAUAACCAAGGUGAGUUGGUAUCAGUACCCAUGCAUCCCCUAUUUAAGGAUCCUAUCUUUACUGAAUCUCAAACAUGGCGAUUAAGUACAUCCGGGUUACAUGCAGGUAUUCGUUUGAUGGGGACAGGCUUUGGUGCCAUCUAUAGAGAUGGUUAUGGCAUCAAUUAUAUGGCAGCCCCUAAUUUAGUAAAAUUUGGUAUUGAAUCGAAACGUGUUAAGGAGACUGCUUCAACUGAACAAUUUAUGGAAGCUAUUACAAAGGCCUUAAUCGAUAUACGUCAAGUAUGCGAACAAGUGAAUAAGACUGUAGAUGGAAAAUUAUAGUUAUAUAACAUUCUAAUCAAUAGAACCUCCCCCUCCAUAUUAUACUUACUUACUUUUAUACAAAACAUACACGCACACUCGCACACACACACACACACACACACAAGUAAAGUUUAUUAUUAUUAUUAUUAUUAUUAUUAUUAUUAUUAUUAUUAUUAUUAUUAUUAUUAUUAU
Molecule: messenger RNA, 2116 nt
Organism: Cokeromyces recurvatus
Lineage: Eukaryota; Fungi; Mucoromycota; Mucoromycetes; Mucorales; Mucoraceae
Product: acyltransferase ChoActase/COT/CPT
Exons: 3
Molecular function (GO): acyltransferase activity
Source: RefSeq, a predicted model, not a curated record